Molecule: messenger RNA, 2471 nt
Organism: Sphaerodactylus townsendi
Lineage: Eukaryota; Metazoa; Chordata; Lepidosauria; Squamata; Sphaerodactylidae
Product: zinc finger protein 436-like
Exons: 5
Coding region: 108-2471 (787 amino acids)
Biological process (GO): regulation of transcription by RNA polymerase II
Molecular function (GO): RNA polymerase II cis-regulatory region sequence-specific DNA binding; DNA-binding transcription factor activity, RNA polymerase II-specific
Source: RefSeq, a predicted model, not a curated record
GAACAUCAUUUUCCCAAGACUGGCAGUCACACAGUCAAUACAAGCCUUGAGAAUCUCUGGGGAAAAUCUCAGCACGAUUGUUUAGCUCACUAGCAUUAUUUAAUUUGAUGAAAAUGGAAGAACUAGACUCUACAGGAGACGUACGUUGUGUGGCAUCUGAGGCAACAGGGGAACAAUGCUGUAACGGCCCAGAGUGCAAGUCUCUGAUGGACUUUGAGAGAGGAAGGAAGCUCUUGGAAGCUACGCAGUCUGCAAGCAAUGAAGGAUCCUUCCAAUCAGCACCUUCAUUUCAGGUGAAAGAGGAGCCACCAGAGGGUUUGGCUGAAAACUGGGAAGCCCGAUGGCAGGAGUUCCUAAGGAUGGUGGAGUCCCCUCACUCAAGGUGGGAAAUCUCACAACAUCAAGAGAAACCCUCUCCAUGGGAAGACACAAAGAGCUUUCUGUCCUCCUUUGAGCAAGUGGCCGAAGCCUGCCAAUGGCCUAGAGAACAAUGGGUGGCCAGACUCUUGCCAGCCCUCAGCGGAGGACCUAAGAAAGCCUUUAUUGGCCUGAAUGCUGUUGACAGAGAGGAUUUUGGGAAGGUGAAGACAGCCAUCUUACGAGGGGACGUCAUCAGCAGGGAGAAAUGGCGCCAGCACUUCAGAGGUUUCCAUUACCAAGAGGCCGAGGGGCCGAGAGGGGCUUACGGCCGACUCCAAGAACUUUGUCACCAAUGGCUGAAAACAGAGAGGCGCUCAAAGGAGCAGAUUCUGGAGCUGCUGAUCCUGGAACAGUUCCUGACCAUCCUGCCUCCAGAGAUCCAGAGCUGGGUGAGGGAAAACAGUCCAGACACCUGCUCUCAGGCAGUGUUCCUGGCUGAGGAUUUCCUGCUGAAACAGCGGGGGACCCAGAGAUGGGGAGAGCAGGUGGCAUUUCAGGAGGCGACAACACAGUACACUGAAGCUGGCCAGACUCCAUCUGAUGUCAGCCAGAAGCAUCUGGGCAGAGAGACCAAGUGGGAAGGCAACAGGAAUGCCAGCCAGUUGGCAACCCAAGGGUGGUUGGCCAUCAGUGAUGGGAAGAAAUAUGUGCCCAGAAAUUCAGAAUCAGUGGCACCCCACAGGAUAUCAACUUGGAAAGAAGAGAAUGUUUCUCUGUGUUGCAAGCAGGAAAAUGCCUCAGCAAGUCAGGAGAGGGCAGAGCAUCAGCAGGAGACCCAGCCAAUGGAGGAGAUGGACGAAUUCCUUCCUUGUGGGGGAGAUUGUAGGGUUCCUAAUGACACCAUAGUCCAGACAGGAGCUAACACAGGUUGUAGGAGGGAGAGUGAAAAUGAGAGUGUUCCAUAUGAAGUACCAUCCGAACAAGCCAAAUGUGAGGAGCUGAAAGAGAACUUCUGGGAUCAAGGCGGAUCAGUAAGCGAGGAACAGAACCACGUGGAGAAGAGGACAGAGAAAUCCAAUCCUUGUCUGGUUGGAGACUUCAAUGAAAUCCCAGUCCAGCAAACAGAACAGACAGAACUCUGCCUUAGUGCUCAGUGGAGAAUCCACACGGACCUUACAGAAUGUGAAAUGCUUGACACAGGAGAAAAACCAUAUCAGUGCAUGGAAUGUGGGAAGAGCUUCAAUCGCAGUGCAACACUUAGGUCCCAUCAGCGACUCCACACAGGGGACAAACCUUUUGAAUGCUUGGAGUGUGGGAAGAGUUUGUGUGAUAAGUCAAGCCUUAUUCAACAUCAACGAAUCCACACAGGGGAAAAACCAUAUAAGUGCUUGGAGUGUGGAAAGAGCUUUAUUCAGAGCUCAAAGUUAACUAGACAUCGAAGAAUGCACACAGGGGAAAAAGUGCAUAGCUGUUCAUACUGUAGCAAGAGUUUCAGUGAUAAAUCAAGCCUUAUUCAACAUCAGCGUAUCCACACUGGGGAAAAACCAUAUAAGUGCUUGGAAUGUGGAAAAAGCUUCAAUCAGAGGGCAAACUUUACUAGACAUCAAAGAAUGCAUACAGGAGAUAAAGCAUAUAGCUGCCCAGACUGUGGGAAGAACUUGUGUGAUAAAUCAAGCCUUCUUCAACAUCAGAGAAUCCACACAGGUGAGAAGCCGUUUAACUGCUCAGAAUGUGGAAAGAGUUUCAACAAGAGUACCAACUUUGUCAGGCAUACGAGAAUCCACACAGGGGAGAAGCCUUAUAGCUGCUCCUACUGUGUCAAGAGAUUCUAUGAUAAAGCAAGUCUUAUUCAGCAUCAAAGAGUUCAUACUGGGGAAAAACCAUUUAAAUGCUCAGAAUGUGGAAAGAGGUUCAGUCAUAGAGGAAGCCUUCGUGGACAUCAAAGACUUCACACAGGGGAGAGACCCUACACAUGCUCAGACUGUAGCAAGAGCUUCUUUGCUCUAUCAAGUCUUUUAAAACAUAAAGUAACACACAGAGGGGGAAAGCCAUAUAAAUGCACAGAAUGUGGAAAGAACCUUUGGUCAGAGCACUCACCUCAGUUUGGAUGA